AAAUGUCCUGUGAACUUCCUCUAUGGGAUUACAAGGUGGUAGAUAUGAAUGCGAAUGAAAUUCACAUUACCAUACAUGUGAUAGAGCUGGACUAUUAUGGCAUUAGGCGUGUUCAUUUUCACAUGCAUGCAAGAGCUAUAUAUAUGCAUGCAUAUGGUGCAUAUUUGUAUAAAGUGGUCUAAGUGUAAGUGUAAGUGUAAGUGAAGUGUAUUUUAGUAGAUUCGUAUCAUGGAGAGGAAGUUUAUUUUGUUGGUUGUUGUUGGGGUGUGUUUAGUGUUGGGAAUGUCUCAAUAUGUAGAUGGAAGGAAAUUGAAGAAGGAGAAAGAAGAUGUGAAAAAUCCAGAAUGGUUAUUUGAUGUUCCUUCUAAAGGGUUUGGUGGCGGUGGAGGGUUUGGAGGAGGGGGAAUCGGCGGAGGUUCAGGUGGUGGGUAUGGAGGAGGUGGAGGUAGUGGUUUAGGGGGUGGAUAUGGAGGUGGUAGUGGUUUAGGUGGUGGAUAUGGGGGAGGUGAUGGUAGUGGUUUAGGGGGUGGAUAUGGAGGAGGUGUAGGUAGUGGUUAUGGGGGUGGAAUAUCUAAGGGAAUUGUAGGUGGAAUUGGAGGUUAUGCUUACAAAGGAAUUGGAGGAGGUGUAGGAGGAAUAGGAGGGGGUGUUAUUGGUGGAGUUGGUGGUUUCAUUGGUGGUCACAAUAAUCUUGAAGCAAAUAAACCUUGAAUUUAAUGUGUACUUUGGUUGUGUAAUUUCAAUACUGUUUUGCAUUAUUAAUGGUACUUUUGUUGAUUUGGUUUUUCAUCUAAUAACGUUGUAACAUUACAAAAUAAAUAAGUACUACUUAGAUGUUUCACCUUUCUUUUAUUGUAAUUUGUUUAUUUCCAAAAUCUAUUAAUGUAAUCUGUGUUCUAUAGAUUUAAUGAUUUGUGGUUGGAGUUCUCGA
Lathyrus oleraceus (garden pea) is the source of this 931-nucleotide messenger RNA. RefSeq names its product glycine-rich cell wall structural protein. The transcript is spliced from 2 exons. Bases 229 to 711 code for a protein of 160 amino acids. Lineage: Eukaryota; Viridiplantae; Streptophyta; Magnoliopsida; Fabales; Fabaceae. The record is from RefSeq and is a predicted model, not a curated record.